Molecule: messenger RNA, 362 nt
Organism: Staurois parvus
Lineage: Eukaryota; Metazoa; Chordata; Amphibia; Anura; Ranidae
Source: the annotation of a GenBank genome assembly
UCUUGACAGAUGGCACAUGAGAGAGUAGUCACAUCCAAGCAAGGGUCUUGGGAGGUAUCAAAUGAGAGAGUAGUCAGGACCAGGAAAGGGUCUUGGCAGGUGGUACAUGAGAGAUCAGCCAGGUCCAGGCAAGGGUCUUGGCAGGUGGCACAUGAGAGAUCAGCCAGGUCCAGGCAAGGGUCUUGACAGAUGGCACAUGAGAGAGUAGUCACAUCCAAGCAAGGGUCUUGGGAGGUAUCAAAUGGGAGAGUAGUCACAUCCAGGCAAGGGUCUUGGCUGGUGGCACGUGAGAGAAUAGUCACGUCCAGGCAAGGGUCUUGGCAGGUAUCAAAAAAGAGAGCAUUCAGGUCCAAGUAAGGGUC